AUCCCUCCCGAUCAGAUCCCUCGACAAUGGCACUCCAGGCAGCCUACGAGUACCUGCAGCAGGCCGUCGGCCAUGGCGCGUGGUCGUCCACGCAGACGCUGACGCUGCUGCUCAUCGCCGUACCCACCGUACUACUGCUGCUAGCGUCCCUCGCCAAGAGCACGUCGUCGUCCGGUAGGGGCAAGCCGCCGCUCCCUCCCUCGCCGCCGGGCACCCUCCCCAUCGUGGGGCACCUACACCACAUCGGGCCCCAGACCCACAUCUCGCUCCAGGAGCUGGUGGCCAAGUACGGGCACAACGGGUUCCUGUUCCUCCGCGCCGGCGCCGUGCCCACCCUGAUCGUGUCGUCGCCCAGCGCCGCCGAGGCCGUGAUGCGCACCCACGACCACAUCUUCGCGUCCCGGCCGUGGUCCAUGGCCUCCCACAUCCUCCGCUACAACACCUGCGACGUGGCCUUCUCGCCGCUCGGCGAAUACUGGCAGCAGACCAGGAAGCUGAUGAACACGCACCUGCUCAGCAACAAGAAGGUCUACUCCUUCCGCCAUGGCCGCGAGGAAGAGGUGUGCCUCGUCGUGGACAACCUCCGCGAGGCGGCCGCCAAGUCGCCGUCGACGGCCGUGGACAUGAGCGAGGUGCUGGCGGCGUACACCAACGACGUGGUGAGCCGGUCGGUGCUGGGCUCGACGCACCGGAAGAAAGGCCGGAACACGCUGUUCAGGGAGAUGACCAUGACCAACGUGGACCUCCUGGUGGGGUUCAACCUGGAGUACUACAUCCCGCGGUGGCCGCUGACGGACCUGCUCUUCAGGCUCGUGUGCUGGAAGGUCACGCGCCACCUCAAGCGCUGGGACGCCCUGCUGGAGGAGGUGAUCCACGAGCACGUGGAGAUGAGGAAGCUGUCCGGCGACAAGGAGAAGGAGUCGGACGACUUCAUCGACAUCUUCCUCUCCAGAUACGAGGAGUACGGCUUCACCAUGGAUAACGUCAAGUCCCUCCUCAUGAACGUGUUCGAGGCAGCCAUCGAGACCUCAUAUCUGGUGCUGGAGUCCGCCAUGGCCGAGCUCAUGAACCACAGGCGCGUCAUGAAGAAGCUGCAAGCGGAGGUACGGGCGUACGGAGCGGAGAAGAAGCUGGACAUGAUCAGGGAGGACGACCUGAGCAGCCUGCCGUACCUAAAGGCGUCCAUGAAGGAAGCGCUGCGGCUGCACCCACCGGGGCCCCUGCUGCUGCCGCACUACUCCACCGCCGACUGCCAGAUCGACGGGUACCACAUCCCCGCCAACACGCGCGUCCUCGUGAACGGCUGGGCCAUCGGCAGAGACCCGGCGGUCUGGGAGAAGCCCGAGGAGUUCAUGCCGGAGAGGUUCAUGCGGGACGGCUGGGACAAGUCCAACAGCUACAGCGGCCAGGACUUCAGGUACCUGCCGUUCGGGUCUGGGCGCCGGAUCUGCCCCGGGGCCAACUUCGCGCUCGCGACCAUGGAGAUCAUGCUCGCCAACCUCAUGUACCAUUUCGACUGGGAGGUCCCCAAUGAGAAGGAAGACGGUGGCGGGAAGGUGAGCAUGGACGAGACGUUCGGGCUGAUGCUUCGCAGGAACGAGCCGCUCUACCUUGUUCCUAGGGCCGUCUAGCUAGCUAGUUACUGUGCCGCCGCCGCCUCCUAUCCAAGAAUGCAUGAGUCUUAGACGUGUGGCAGUAAUAAUUGCGUGGGGUGUAGUAAAAUAAUAAGCACGUUUGUUGAGUUGUAAUGGAUUCACAUUAUGUGCAUUCGAGACAGGUCCAAGGAAUUGUAUCUCUAAAGUGAAAAUUUCCUUUUUCACCACGAUGAA
This is a messenger RNA of Zea mays, 1829 nucleotides long. Its product is annotated as cytochrome P450 71C3. The record is from RefSeq and is marked provisional. The transcript is spliced from 3 exons. NCBI's taxonomy places the organism in Eukaryota, Viridiplantae, Streptophyta, Magnoliopsida, Poales, Poaceae. The coding region runs from base 27 to 1631 and encodes 534 amino acids. Gene Ontology annotation, molecular function: oxidoreductase activity, acting on paired donors, with incorporation or reduction of molecular oxygen; heme binding; iron ion binding.